Messenger RNA from Laccaria bicolor S238N-H82, 1197 nucleotides. RefSeq lists its product as uncharacterized. Lineage: Eukaryota; Fungi; Basidiomycota; Agaricomycetes; Agaricales; Hydnangiaceae. The transcript has 9 exons. Bases 1 to 1197 code for a protein of 398 amino acids. The record is from RefSeq and is a predicted model, not a curated record.
AUGCGAGGCACGCCCCCGCCAUCUCUUCCUCUUUACAGAAUCCAAUUUCAAGAGAAUGCAGCAAUGAUAAGUCGAGUCGCGCAUUCGGGUGUGAAGACAAUCGAAAAGUUCUUUCAUCGCCGAGAGGGAGUUGGGAAGAAUUGCGGCCUGCGUACGACAUACGGGGAUGAGGAGCGUGAGGCCAUUGGGGGCAAUGGUGAAUCAACAAUCAACAAUCAACCAACCGUGACACUUCUUGCUCCUCAUCACAACAUCGACGUUGUGUCUUUGAGUCCCCUACCUCGCCACACCUCUGUUCUCGUUGUACGCUAUGCCCAGUUUGGGUCGCCCUAUGCCGUCAAGCAUGAACCGGAAACGAAUGGGGACGAGGCCUUCAUUGGCUCUGCUACACAUGUGGCCCAAACCUCUAUCGACGACAGGUUUAGGUUGAACACAGAUGGCGCUGGAGGUGAGAUGGAAGAGAACGAUGAUCGCACCAGUUCCCCUGCCCCAGCUCCACCACACAGGUAUCUCAAGCAACCGAAAUCCACACAUGGCAAGGUAGCCUAUGUCGUUUAUGCAGGAAAUGACGUUGGGGUAUUUUAUAACUGGACUGCUGCCUCGAUUGCUAUCUUUGGGCUUGCAAGCUCGGCCAAGAUAUACAAAGGGUACAGCUCGUAUGAAGGUGCUCAUAGCGCCUGGGAAGGAUUUACAAAUACCGGUCGACUCCCUCCUGACGUGGCAGCGUCAUUAGGCUCCAAGCCAUAUCCGAAGCCGCCAACUCCUUCAGCGCGUGGUAUUUCGGCCCCGGCUACGACCCCCCAACGUGUUCAUGUAUACAACAACCGCAACGCGUCCCCUCUCACCCCGCAAACUCCUCUUACCCCACAUAGGGGACGCAGUGCUCAUACCCCGCUUGGAUCGACAUCUUCCCAUACCUACGCUAGCGCUGCAAACCAUCUCAACUCUGUCCGGCCAACUCCAUCACCCUCCACUCCAAGGACUCCAACAUCAACGCAAAGCCGCAACGCUGCAGCCGUCGCUAUUGCACGUGAAGAAUCAUUCCGAGCCGACCAAGAGGAUUUCUGGGUUGUGUUCACCGGCACGGCUCCUGGGGUUUACCAAGGACGUGAAGCGGGAGAACAUGCCUUUGGCCAGUAUGAAAACCCGUCGUUUUUAAGAACCAGCGCCCUUUUCAUGUUGAUAUUCCGUAGCUAG